UCAUCACCAGACCCUUCACUUUGUUCCCACUCCAUUCUAGGGUUUCAGAAACUUUCAGUACUAGAUGAAGUUCGGCAAGAAGCUGAAGCACCAAAUACAGGAGUCGUUGCCGGGCUGGCGGGACAAGUUCUUGUCAUACAAUGACUUGAAGAAGCUUGUGAGGCUGAUUUCUUCUUCUCCGGUGGUGUUGAAUGGGAAUUCUGGUAAGGUGGAGGCGGAGUUUGUGUACCUGUUGAACAAUGAGAUCGACAAGUUCAAUGCCUUCUUCAUGGAGCAGGAGGAGAACUUCAUUAUCCGGAACGAGGAAUUGCAGCAGAGAAUAAAAAAGGUAACUGAUACAUGGGAACCCAAUGGUAGUCAGCCUUCGAACACUAUAUAUGAAGAUGAAGUGGGGCAGCUUAGAAAAGACAUUGUUGAUUUCCACGGCGAAAUGGUGCUCUUGGUCAACUAUAGCAACAUCAAUUACACAGGAUUGGCCAAAAUACUGAAGAAGUAUGACAAGAGAACAGGAUCUCUGCUGCGCUUGCCAUUUAUCCAAAAAAUACUAGAGCAGCCCUUCCUCACCACUGAUCUGAUCUCAAAGCUUGUGAAGGAAUGUGAAAGCACCAUUAAUGCAGUGUUUCCGGUGGAGGAAGAAGAGGAGAGGAAAAGAGAAGUAAAGGAAGCGAUAACAGUUGCCGGGGAAGGAAUAUUUAGAAACACAGUUGCCGCUCUAUUGACAAUGCAAGAAAUCAGAAAAGGAAGCUCUACUUACAGUCAGUAUUCUCUACCACCAAUCAACUUGCCUGUAGACUCGGAUCUCAUCCAGUUAGUUCAACUCAACCCUCCCACAGCAAUAUUCUAGUGAGAGCUAGUAGCUAGCUAGAGUUAAGCAGACAGAUUGGAGAUAGCUUCAUAUAUACAGGAUAGCACAGGAACUGGAAAAUGAUCACACGAUUCUUAUGUAUUCCUCUCGGAUCAAGAACAUGCAUGCUACAGAUUAGAGUCAUGUAUCUUAUCAUAUACGGUACUGCGUAGCAAAUUACUGAUUAGUAUUUUUGUUUUAUCAAGAUCAGGAAUUACUUACAGUAAUAUUGGUAAAGAAUCUGUGUGGUUCUGUAAAAUAUGCAUGUUUAUUAUAGCAA
Molecule: messenger RNA, 1124 nt
Organism: Rosa chinensis
Lineage: Eukaryota; Viridiplantae; Streptophyta; Magnoliopsida; Rosales; Rosaceae
Product: SPX domain-containing protein 3
Exons: 3
Coding region: 65-844 (259 amino acids)
Biological process (GO): cellular response to phosphate starvation
Source: RefSeq, a predicted model, not a curated record